Molecule: messenger RNA, 435 nt
Organism: Malaya genurostris
Lineage: Eukaryota; Metazoa; Arthropoda; Insecta; Diptera; Culicidae
Exons: 1
Coding region: 1-435 (144 amino acids)
Molecular function (GO): nucleic acid binding
Source: RefSeq, a predicted model, not a curated record
AUGUGCGACAACGCAACAACUGUCGUCGGAGCUAAGCGUGAGAUCACGGAUCUACAGCGACUCUUCCACAAUCAACAAUUCCAGCAUACAGUAAUCAAAGACACUUGUGACGAUGGUAUUGAAUUUCGGUUCAUUCCUCCGCGUACGCCCAACUUUGGUGGCCUGUGGGAAGCACAGGUAAAAUCUUUUAAAAAUCAUUUUCGGAAGUCAAUCGGAAUUCGAGUGCUAAAUGUUGAUGAAAUGGCUACAGCCUUAGUGCAAAUAGAGGCAGUAUUGAACUCCCGACCUCUAACGCCAAUCAGCAAUGACCCAACUGAUUACGAAGCUUUGACGCCUGGACAUUUUUUGGUGCAGCGUCCACUAACCGCCAUCCCAGAACCAGAUGUUCAAGCACUUCCAAGCAAUCGCUUGACUAUGUGGCAGAGAGCUCAAUGA